UGAGCACAUAUGCUUUUUAAUUACCCAAAAAAUAAGAAAAAUUGGCUACAGUUUUGCCCAAGUCUCUCUUUCUUCUAAAAAUCUCUAGAAGGGUUUUAGAAUGUGUUAAAUGUUGAAGGUGGCACCCAUUGCUUCCAAAGGAACAUGUCUUGGUGUUGCCUGAUGGACUGACCAGAUAAUGGUUCACUUUCAGGCAAUCUUCCAAGUAUAGUUCAGUAUAGAAGAAUGGGACUGCAAAAGAUCAUUGGUGUUAUCAAUACAUAAAAGAAAUUGCUGAAGUGCUUCAGAAACUCUAAAAAAUCGUGGGAGACUGGACGAAACCUCUAAGAAGGGGCUAUGCUGGUCUGAGCUAAAGCGUACUGGUAUGUCACGGUGGGGUGUUUCUCGACUAGUUACCUUCGAGUACAAACACUGCAAUGCCAAAAUGUCACCCAGCAUCGUUAAGGAGAAUGAAUUUCAGAAAGAUGUUGGAGAAGCUGUGACAGCUGAAUCUUCAGGGUCAGAAAGUCCAAACAGAAAGCACCUAAAACUUGGCCAACUUAGAGAGGCAAGAUCUACAAAAUGUGCAAAAUUAAAGCGACAGAACAGUAGUUCUUGUAAAUCUAAGCAUAAAAAGCUUGAGAAUACCAAGGACCGAUGGUCUGCUGAUAGGUAUAAGCUGGCAGAGCAAAGUAUGCUAGAGAUCAUGAAGGAUGAAGGGGCUGUAUUUGAGAAUCCAAUAUCUCGACCAGUGCUGAGAAUGGCAGCUCGUAGACGCAUUGGUGAUACUGGUCUCUUGGACCAUUUGCUGAAGCACAUUGAUGGUAAAGUGGCACCAGGUGGUGCAGAAAGGUUUAGGCGCUGUUACAACACUGAAGGAGUGAUGGAGUACUGGUUGGAGAAUGCUAAUCUAGUUAAGAUUAAACAGGAGGCUGGGGUGGCAGAUCCUAAGUAUGUUUCCCCAUCAUCUCGGUGGAAGUGUAGUGGUGGCUCUUUUCAGGAGUCUGUUUGUGCUGAAGAACUGAAGAUGCUUAAAGCUGAAAUGGAGAAAAUGAAGAGGUGUUCUUUCCUUUUCAGAGAUAUGCAGGAGCUGGUGUCGCAUCAGUGUGAGCAAGAUCAAGCUAAUCCAGUUGAGGAUACACACAGGAAACUAGUGAGAUGGAAAGCUAAAACGGAUCAGCAUCUAAUGGAGCUAUCAAGUUCUUUGAGUGGAAUACAGGAUAUGCACAGGGAAUUGAUAAAAUGGAAGGCUAAAACUGAGCAACAAUUGAUGGAAAUAUCAAGUACAUUAAACAGUAUGCAGGCUUUGAAGCAACGCAAUGCCUUUAGCUCUCCAGAUCAUCCAUAUCAUGAAGGAUGGGAAGAUUGGCUGGAGAGCACCAACCUGGUUAAUAUUCAAGAAGAAGAUAUUGUACCUAUGUUAGGGAACACUGAUACAGAAAAUGUUGGUCAGGAAGUUGCAUUGCGGGAUAAUUUAGCUCCACUAUCUCACUUGAAGCCUGGUGAUAGCCCUUCUCAGGAUCCUGUUUGUGCUAGGGAGCUCGAGCUGCUGAAGGAAGAAAUGGCUAAAAUGAAGAGAGAUAUGCAGGAGCUAGUACCAAGGAGGCAAGAGGAAGAUAAAGUUAAUGUUACCCCAGAUUCUUCUGUUAUUACCAAUUCAAAAUUAGAUCUUGAUAAUUCGUUACUUAUUUUUCAGGAAAUGUUUAAGGAGCUGGUGAAAUGGAAAGCUAAAGUGGAACAACAAAUACUGGAGAUUUUGAAUGCAGUUAGUGGUAUGCAGGCAUCAAAGAUAUAGACUCCCUUGACUCUCUAAGAUGGACUUGAUAUGAUGGGAUAGGAUCUUAGCUAUGUAUUUAUUAUCUAGACACUGUGGUCAUCCUUAUAUUAGUAGAAUAUAGAUAAUUGUACAGAAUAUAUGAAUCUGAAGCAUAUGGUUCAUCAAUUUGACGUGGAUGAAAAACCAGUAGGAUAUUCAUUUAACCUUUAAUGAUGUCUGUUGCUGUCUGACAGCUACUGACUUACUACCCAACUAAUUUUUGCGAUGAAGCCUAACUGAUCGUAGGCUGUAGUAGACAAAGCUAGACGUCUGUACUGUAGAUUGGUUUUAGGAAAGUAUGCUGUCUGCCCCAACGACUUGAAUGUCUUGUGGAUCUAUGCAUAUUUAUAUAUUUUGCUUUUGAUCUGGUGCACUAAAA
Molecule: messenger RNA, 2174 nt
Organism: Mangifera indica (mango)
Lineage: Eukaryota; Viridiplantae; Streptophyta; Magnoliopsida; Sapindales; Anacardiaceae
Product: protein DYAD-like
Exons: 11
Coding region: 365-1774 (469 amino acids)
Biological process (GO): meiotic sister chromatid cohesion; meiotic cell cycle; reciprocal meiotic recombination
Source: RefSeq, a predicted model, not a curated record